Messenger RNA from Paramecium sonneborni, 1527 nucleotides. The record is from the annotation of a GenBank genome assembly. NCBI's taxonomy places the organism in Eukaryota, Ciliophora, Oligohymenophorea, Peniculida, Parameciidae.
AUGAUAAAUAAUCCACUUAAAAAAGCAAUUAUUUAGUUGUUCUGCCCAUUUGGGUUAAGAGGGUCCAUAUACCAUUUCUCAUAUACAUAUAGAUAAAAAUCACACUCAUCAAGAUCUUCCUAUUAAGGAUCAUACAAUUAAAGAUCUAAUAUCUCAUUUGGCGAAUUUGCAAAACAUUGUGAGAUAUUGAAGCAAGAAUAACAAAGUGAUGUUCUAAAAAAAUUUAAUCUAAUACCUGAAGCCCCUAUUGAAGAUGUUAUGAAUUUUAUCAAAGCAAAUAAGAUUUAAGGAAAAGUGUUUAACAUUGCUUAGAAUUUUGAUUUUCUACCUCAAAACCUAUAAGAAGCCUUAAAAACAAAAAAUAUAACAUCUCCAUCUCCAAUCCAAUAAGCCAUAAUUCCAUUGAUUUUUGAUGGUCAUGAUGUAAUUGCAAUAGCUGAAACUGGAUCAGGAAAAACAUUAGCAUAUGCUUUACCUGGAAUAAUGCAUAUGUAAGCACAACCACCAAUCCUUGGCCCAAGAAUAUUGGUUAUGGCUCCGACUAGAGAACUAGCUUAAUAGAUUUAAACUUAAUAUGAUCUAUUCGUCAGAACUUGUUGUUUAUAUGGAGGAAUUCAAAAACCUUCAUAAUUUCCUGGUUUGUUAGGAAAAUCUAAUAGAUUUGCUAGACCAGAAACCCCUAAAGUAAUUAUUGCUACUCCUGGACGAUUGUUAGAUUUCAUUAACGAUGGCUUGCCUUUAAAAUCAAUUACAUAAGUAGUUUUGGAUGAAGCAGAUAGAAUGCUUGAUAUGGGUUUUGAAGAUUAAAUUCGAGAUGUCUUGAAAGAAGUUAGGAAAGAUAGAUAAACACUAUUCUUUAGUGCCACUUGGCCUAAAGAAGUUUAGAGAUUAGCAAAUAGUUUAUGUAACCAAGAUCCAAUCUUUUUACAAUUAGGCGAAAGAGGCUUAUCUGUCAAUAAAAAUAUCACUCAAAGUUUAAUAAUCUCUGGUGGAAAUAAGUUUGAUCAAUUAAUUGAAUACUUUAAUUAAAUAAAGGAUAAAAAGGUCUUGGUGUUUUGCCAAAAAAAAAUUGAUACUUAAAAGCUUGAAUAUAAAUUAUCAUAGCAUGGAGUCAAUGCUCGAUAUUUACAUGGGGAUUUAAAAUAAAAUUAAAGAGAUUAUAUCAUGUAAGACUUUAGAAAUGGAAGAGUAAAUUGUUUAAUUACAACCAAUUUGGCUUCAAGAGGAUUAGAUGUUUCAGAUGUUGAUGUAGUGGUAAUUAUAAAUAAUAGUAUUUAGAUUAAUUAUGAUUUUCCUGAAAAUAUUGAAGAUUAUAUUCAUAGAAUUGGAAGAACUGGUAGGGCUGGCAAAAAAGGAGAGGCAUUGAGCUUCAUUGAGCCAAGAGAUUUGGAUUACAAGUUAAAAGAUGAACUCAUUAAAGUUUUUAAAUAAUCCUCAUAGGAGAUUCCUUAACAAUUAUUGAAACUUAGGGUAUAUUGAUAAAAUUUUUUAUGUUGUCUAAUUCAUUUAUCAAUAUUGUUAAGCUCC